AACCGUAUCCCUAGGAUAUGAUCAGCCGAAAUAACCUACAUUUUUUUUCUGAUUUUGAAUACUAACAUACAGAACAUAAAAAUAUUAUAGGACAUGCAAUCCGAAAUAGAUUUAUUAAAGCAACGCAUUACUGAGCUUGAGGCUAGGAAUGUCGAACUUGAGACUGAAAAUGCUGAGAUUCAUGAACUUAGAAAGAAACUUGCCGAGAUACCUGAACUUAGAAAGAAGCUUGCUGAGGUUGAAGCCAGGAAUGUCGAGAUUGAGGCCAGAAAUGCGGAGCUUAUGAAGCAGAUGAUAGAAGAGAAUAACCGACGUGAUGCUAGAAUUGAGAAAUUGGAAGAAAAACAGUUGCAAAAUGAUAAUACUCCUAAUAACAUCUUAUCUAACUUCAAUUCGGGUGCGGUCCAUCAUGAAAAACCGUUAGAGGAGAAAGAGAUGGAUAAUUUCUUGCUUGAGGCUCAUAAGAAAAUCGUUAGUAGUGAAAUAAAGCAACGCAAUAAGGAAAAGAAGCUUCAUACUGAAAGCAUGGCAUCUUCGGGACAAGAGGUUGCGAAGAAAUCAGGCCAAAAUAGUCAAAAGAAAAAGGGCACUGAGAAAAUUGUUCAGGUGAUAACUGAUGGUAUGAUGGCAGAGCCAUCCAUUCAGGAUAAUAUAAAGCAUCAAGAGUCGAAUUCCUCCAAUUCAAAAAAUUCAAAAGCAUUGCAUAUGACUGAAAUUUCAGCGACGGCCCGUCGCCCAAAAUGCUCUUCAUCUCUGCUCGAUUUAGCGAAGCUAUUUGAUAAAGCAUCAGAUGCCGAAUAUCGCACUAAAAAAGCCAACGAGGAAGAAAUCUUAUGCUGGGUUAACUUUGGGAAAGAAUUCAUGGUUCACUUUAGUGAACUCGUGGAAAAUAGCAAUGGCAAAAUCGGAGAGAAAAAAGCAAAAGGUAUAAUUUAUGAUGAGAUGUUAGAACACCUUGUCACCAUUCGUGAGAAGAGAUCAAAAGAAAUGGGUAUACAGCUUCCAAAAAUCUCCCGUAGUUCUCUAACUAGAAGGACUCAAAGGUCUAUGAAGCUUGUUAGAAUAAUCGAGAAAAUAGGUAUAGAUAAAAUUAAGUAUCUUAGUGAAUAUAGUCCCAAUUCCAUUUCAGAGUUGACUAACGAUCAAAUUCAAGAGAUCAUAGAGAGGGUCCCAAAGGGACCACGGGAUAAUUCUGCAGAGCAGGACGAUUUUCCAACUCCUGAAAUUUCAGCCGGAAAUCUUGAGACUAGCGAAAAAAUCUUGCCUGAAGAAAAUUCAUCAUUAUCAGCCGAUUUGGAGGAUUAUGUAAAAACGCUCACGGGGGAUUUUGACGAUGAGACUGCUUAUUGGGGUACACCAUAUGAGAACGAAGCUAGGGUAGAGAAAGAAGAGGUGAACGAGUCCCCCAGGGUCCAGUCAAACGAUGAUGUGUAUUUUAAUGAGGAAGUCGAUCAUGAUUCCACACCCCAUCCAGUGAAAGAAACGAGUGACAACGAUUCUGAAGAAGAGAUGCCAGACGAAUCGGAUGAUGAUGAAUACGAUAGAUACGGUGGAUAUAAUGAAUAUGGUGAAUGUGAUAGAGGUUAUUAUUAUCGUGACGGAAGAUAUGAAAGAAAAACCUCCCCAAUGAUGAGUCCUAUUAUCUCUCCGGUAACCGAUUGUCCUAUAAAUUUAUUACUACGUUUCUUUUUUCCGAAUCACGUGGGUGCUUAGAUAUCGUACUUCUGAAUAUAUCAUGCGCAGUAAGUACGUCAUCUCUACUUCUCCGCAGUAUAUGUUAUGCGCAGUAAGACGUCAUUGAAUUAUUAGCCAGUAGAUCCUGCUUCUAUUGGUUGGAAGUGUGAAGAGUCUUCACGAUUAUCAUAUGACACAGCAUGUAUUGGCAAACUUUAGAAAAAAAACUAGAAUAGAUGAAUAUCGUUCGAAAAAAUAAUCGUGUAUAAUAAAUAGUCUAAAGUCAUAGAAUGGCAUCAUAUAUUCAGGGCU
This is a messenger RNA of Rhizophagus irregularis DAOM 181602=DAOM 197198, 1986 nucleotides long. RefSeq lists its product as uncharacterized. Lineage: Eukaryota; Fungi; Glomeromycota; Glomeromycetes; Glomerales; Glomeraceae. The record is from RefSeq and is a predicted model, not a curated record.